This is a messenger RNA of Panthera uncia (snow leopard), 2300 nucleotides long. RefSeq names its product transmembrane protein 223 (gene TMEM223). Gene Ontology annotation, cellular component: mitochondrion. The record is from RefSeq and is a predicted model, not a curated record. The coding region runs from base 16 to 624 and encodes 202 amino acids. Gene Ontology annotation, biological process: nervous system development. The transcript is spliced from 2 exons. NCBI's taxonomy places the organism in Eukaryota, Metazoa, Chordata, Mammalia, Carnivora, Felidae.
AGCGCCGCCGUAGUAAUGGCGGCGCCCGGGCGGCGGUGGCCGGUGCGGCUGCUCCUCGCGCCGCGGCCGCUGCCCGUGCACCGGUCCUUGCACGCCGCGGCCCCGCCGCGGGACGUGCUGCUCUUCGAGCACGAACGGGGCCGCUUCUUCGCGGUCCUCGGGCUGUUCUGCGCGGGCCAGGGCGUCUUCUGGGCCUCCCUGGCCGUGGCAGCUUUGGCCCGACCCCCGGCCCGGCCGCUGUCUCCAGACGCGGAAUUCCCGGACCGCGGCCGCUCGGACCUGCGCUCCAUGCUCUGGCGCUACGGCCUGGCGCUCGGCUGCGGCGCCAUCGGUACCCUGGUACUUGGUGCCGGUCUCCUCUUCUCCCUCCGUUCUGUGCGUUCAGUGAUGCUAUUGGCUGGAGGAAAGCAGGUGACCCUCACCACUCACGCUCCCUUUGGCUUGGGUGCCCAUUUCACCGUUCCUCUGAACCACGUAUCCUGCAUGGCCCACCGUGGUGAAGUCCCUGCCAUGUUGCCUCUGAAGAUCAAAGGCCGGCGCUUCUACUUCCUCUUGGACAAGGCUGGACAUUUCCCCAACACGAAACUCUUUGACAACACUGUGGGUGCCUACCGCAGCUUGUGAAGAGACCACCGCGGAUGGCUCACCCCUCCCAGAGGGGAAUAAAAACCGGAGCUCAGGGAUGGGGGUCACCCAAGGGGGCCCAGGGUUCAUUAACAGCAAAUAAAAGAGCAGUCAUCCCAAAGGCAGCAGACAGUACCUCUGACUUUUGGUUCCGUGUCUGUUUGGCUUUCGCUCCCGUCCUCCGAUCCACCUGCCGACAGUGCUUUCAACACCAAGAACUCAGUACCAAGAUGAAGGAAAAAAGUAAUCUAAUAUUUUGGUACAAAAACAGCUGUAGGAAGAGAGGUGGAGGGAGCCCAUGGUCACGUUUCCCUCGUGGAGGGAAAAACAGGCUCCCGGUAUAAACAGGGCCACGUGGGGGCAAGAGGACUGUAGGCACGUGGGCAUGGAGUCUUUGGCUGCAGGAAGGAUUUUCUGGUUACUCUUCAGGAAGGGGAAAGGCGUGGCCCAACAAGAACAUCUGUCUCAGAGCUCCAUUCGGGGUCCCCCCGCUCCAGAGGCCGAUAAGGUGUGGCUUCAGACUUCCACUGCACCACCUGAAGCAUCAAGACCACACACCACAAUACCAGAUUCACCCAAGAAGAGGUCUGUGGGAAACAGGAACAAGAGCGUGAGGAACGUGGCCAUCUUGAAUCCAGUUCCACCCACAUACAGCUAUUUGCUCGCUGUCAGGUCAACAAGCCCAUCAGCCCCUCUCAGCCUCUCACUGGUGGGCACCCUGCCAACUACAGAUGCUUAUAGGAGUCUGUGGACCCCUGAGUUUCCACCUAGUCUUUCAUGUCCCAGAACCUCACUUCAGCAUCGUAUAGGUUGGAGUAAAACUUCAGAGCGGUUCCAGGGGGUGUCCAUGGAAUUUUCUGGGCUUCGGAGCAGCUGUGAGGUCAAAAGAUGGUGGUGAGAAAGGGAGGAUAUACCCCAAACAUACCUGUGCCCGGAUGCCCUCUGAGAGGAGAACUGAGAGGGACAAAAAGGGAAGGCAGUCAGCCCGAGCCAGGGUUCCCUCCCUCUCCCAUUACCUAAUUGUAAUGUUCAGGGAGACGAUGGAUUUGCAGAGAGAACGGGUGCCAAAUCGAAGGAUACAGGCAGACACUAAGACCAGGAAGGUGGCUAUAGCAGAGAUGGCCAGUGCAAUGCGGAGCCCUGUAGGGCCUCUGAGGAGGGAGAGAACAAGCCUUGUGGUUGGAAUGGGCCUUCCCCGAGCUCAGCCCCUGACUCUCAGGGUAGGGCAGUCACCUGUGGGAGUCCUCGAUGCAGCUGCUGUAGACCCAGAAGAGCAGGAGCAGGAGGCAGUAGAGGGCCAGGAGGCCAGAGACCCCGGCCACAAAGUAGCAGAGGGAUGGGGCCGAGGGUUGGGAUAAAGCCAGGGAGGAGCCAUUGAGGGCGGCCACGCCGUACAAGGGACAGUGGCUACUGAAGGAACCCUGUGAAGAGAAGCUGCUGAGUCCUACCUAGAUUUCAGGUUAGAGCCUGGGUGCAGGCUCCGGGCAGGUGUGAGGGAUAAUCUAGGAGAGGGCCACCCUAGGAAGUUAUUUAUGCACUGUCAGUUCCUGUUUCUGGGCCAGUAGACUGAUGGAGAGGGCCUGCUGGGGAAGUCAAACCUGCAGCGGACAGAAGGAUCAGGAAAUAGGCGGUGGUUAUAAAAGACAGUGAGCUUCACAGAUGCCUCACAAGUUCUG